Messenger RNA from Penicillium arizonense, 1758 nucleotides. Its product is annotated as nucleobase:cation symporter-2 family protein. Bases 1 to 1758 code for a protein of 585 amino acids. Gene Ontology annotation, cellular component: fungal-type vacuole; membrane. Gene Ontology annotation, biological process: transmembrane transport; xanthine transport. The record is from RefSeq and is a predicted model, not a curated record. NCBI's taxonomy places the organism in Eukaryota, Fungi, Ascomycota, Eurotiomycetes, Eurotiales, Aspergillaceae. The transcript has 4 exons. Gene Ontology annotation, molecular function: xanthine transmembrane transporter activity.
AUGGACGGCCCAGAUCAGAUCGGCCCCGACCAUUCGCCUAAGCGCCCAUUCAGCGACAAACUCCGCAAUGUCGCAAAGACUUUCACAACUCGGGAGGGCCUAUUAGGAGAUUACGACUAUGCAUACCUAUUUAUUCCCCGGUUACCAUUUACGAAACGGGCCCGCAAAUCCGCUCCGUUCUUCGGUCUUGAGGACCGCGUCCCAGUCGUCCUGGCUUUGAUCCUGGGGUUGCAGCAUGCGCUUGCAAUGUUGGCUGGUGUGAUUUCACCUCCCAUCAUGCUCGGUGGUUCAGCGGGUGUCAACUUCGGCGACGAACUAUACCAAUACCUGGUAUCGACUUCAUUGAUUGUCUCGGGCCUUCUGAGUGCUGUUCAGAUGUUCCGGCUACACAUUAAGGGAACAAAAUACUAUAUUGGAACUGGACUGCUAUCUGUCGUUGGAACAUCAUUUUCAACAAUCACCGUCGCCCAAGGCGCCUUCACCCAGAUGUACAAAUCAGGAUACUGCCCCACAGCCGAAGACGGAACAAAACUCGCCUGCCCAAAAGGCUACGGCGCCCUCCUCGGCACAUCCUGCCUCUGCGCCCUCCUCGAAAUCGGCAUGUCCUUCAUGAGUAGCAGAAUCCUCGCCCGCGUCUUCCCCCCUCUCGUCACUGGCCCAACCGUCCUCCUCAUCGGUGCCUCGCUCAUCAAGUCUGCCAUGACCGACUGGGCUGGUGGCUCGGGUUGUGGUGCUGAUCCUUCUAACCCGGGUAUGUGUCCUAGUGCUGAUGCGCCGCACGCUCUACCCUGGGGUAGUGCUGAGUUCAUCGGUCUUGGAUUCCUCGUCUUUGUUACUAUCAUCAUCUGUGAGCGCUGGGGUCCUCCAAUUCUGAAGAGUUGCUCUGUGAUUGUUGGUCUGCUGGUUGGAUCUAUUGUUGCAGCUGCCUGCAACUACUUCGAGUCUUCUGGUAUUGCGGCUGCGCCUGUGGCUUCUUUCGCUUGGGUUCAUACGUUCCCAUUGUCGGUUUACCCGCCUCUGAUCCUCCCACUGCUCGCGCUAUACAUUGUCAUCAUGAUGGAGUCUAUCGGUGAUAUCACUGCUACCUGCGAUGUCUCCCGCCUCCAGGUUGAAGGUGCUACCUUCGACUCCCGUAUCCAGGGUGGUGUCCUGGGUAACGGUAUUACCUGUCUGCUUGCUGGCUUGAUGACUAUCAGCCCUAUGUCCGUCUUCGCACAGAACAACGGUGUCAUCGCCUUGACGAAGUGUGCCAACCGCACAGCCGGCUACUGCUGCUGUUUCUUCUUGGUUGUCAUGGGUGUCUUCUCCAAGUUUGCCGCUGCGCUGGUUUCCAUCCCCAGCCCUGUACUCGGUGGAAUGACUGCUUUCCUGUUCAGUUCCGUGGCAGUUAGUGGUCUGCGCAUCAUUGCCUCGGUUGAGUUCACCCGUCGCAACCGGUUCAUUCUCACUGCCAGUUUCUCCCUUGGAAUGGGUGUCACUCUUCUCCCGGAGUGGUUCGCUUAUUUCUUUACCUACAGCGGUGAUAACCAUGCCUUGGAGGGUCUGCUGAAUGCUUGUGAUCUGGUCAUGGAGAAUGGCUUUGCUGUUGCGGCCCUGCUGGGCAUCUUCCUUAACUUGUUCAUCCCCGAGGAGGCGGAUGAUGUCCCUGCUAUGCUGGACUCGACUGAGUCUGAUGAUGGACGUACUCAGGUUGAUACUACUGCCCAUGAGUCGACUACUAAGAUGGAGCAUCCUGUUGCAUCCAGUGCUAGUGCUUGA